CCCAUUUUUGUAGGGAAAGUCACGUUACUGUGUCUGAAGCCGUUGGUUUCGAACCGCCUGGCUCUGUAUCUCUAGGUAUUAUCUUUAAAAUGUUCAUACAUUUCCUUGAGAUAUCAAUUUUGCAAUAUUUGUAAAUGGAUAACAUGGUUUAGCUUGAACACGAGGAUUACAGCGGAAACCAUCUAUCAAAAGAUUUCAGACAAAAUUGCGGAGUUCCUCCUAUGGAUGGUGGAGCAAUGAGCUUCUGAAAGACACUUGAUCACAUGUGAAGGAGCACGAGAGGAGUCUGCAGGCACAGUCAUGCCCCCGAAAACAUGUCAGGACUCUGGGGUUAAGGCCUGUACUUCAGUGUACGUCAAACAGAGAGACAAAGACCUCACACCAGCUCCUAUCCUGCGCUGACCCCAUGGUUUAACCACCAGGAUUAAAAAUGAGCAUUAGCAGUGAUGAGGUCAACUUCCUGGUGUACAGAUACCUGCAAGAGUCGGGCUUCUCCCACUCGGCUUUCACCUUUGGCAUAGAGAGCCACAUCAGCCAGUCCAAUAUCAACGGAGCCCUGGUGCCCCCUGCUGCCCUCAUCUCCAUCAUCCAGAAGGGCCUGCAGUACGUGGAGGCAGAGGUCAGCAUCAACGAGGAUGGCACUCUUUUUGACGGGCGGCCCAUCGAGUCGCUGUCCCUGAUCGACGCGGUUAUGCCCGACGUGGUGCAGACGCGGCAGCAGGCCUACAGAGAAAAGCUGGCCCAACAGCAGCAGGUGGGCAGCACCAGCGGCACCCAGGGCCUCCAACCUGGCGGUGCCAAGAACGGAGAGGGAGGCACGGCUGCCAACGGCGAGGAGAACGGCGCCCAUGGCUUAGCCAACCACCAUGCAGAGAUGAUGGAGGUGGACCAGGAUGUGGAGAUCCCCCAAAACAAGGCCAUGGUGCUGAGGGGCCACGAGUCAGAGGUGUUCAUCUGUGCCUGGAACCCCGUCAACGACCUGCUCGCCUCUGGGUCUGGGGACUCGACGGCGCGGAUCUGGAACCUGAGUGAGAACGGCACGGGCAGCUCCACGCAGCUGGUGCUGAGGCACUGUAUACGGGAGGGAGGCCAGGACGUACCCAGCAACAAAGACGUCACCUCACUGGACUGGAAUAGUGAGGGUACGCUGCUAGCCACAGGCUCGUACGACGGCUUUGCCAGAAUAUGGACUAAAGACGGUAACCUCGCCAGUACCUUGGGCCAGCAUAAAGGUCCUAUAUUUGCCCUUAAAUGGAAUAAGAAAGGAAACUUCAUCCUCAGUGCAGGAGUAGAUAAGACCACCAUCAUUUGGGACGCUCACACAGGAGAGGCCAAGCAGCAGUUUCCCUUCCACUCUGCGCCGGCCCUGGACGUGGACUGGCAGAGCAACAACACCUUUGCCUCCUGCAGCACAGACAUGUGCAUCCACGUGUGUAAGCUGGGCCAGGACCGGCCUGUCAAGACUUUUCAGGGACACACGAAUGAAGUGAAUGCAAUCAAGUGGGAUCCCACGGGGAGUCUGCUGGCCUCCUGCUCUGACGACAUGACACUCAAGAUUUGGAGUAUGAAGCAGGACUCGUGUGUCCACGACCUGCAGGCCCACAGUAAGGAGAUCUACACCAUCAAGUGGAGCCCCACGGGGCCCGGGACCAACAACCCCAAUGCCAACCUGAUGCUGGCCAGUGCGUCGUUUGACUCGACGGUGCGUCUGUGGGAUGUGGAGCGAGGCGUGUGCAUCCACACGCUCACCCGCCACCAGGAGCCCGUCUACAGUGUGGCCUUCAGCCCCGACGGGCGCCACCUGGCCAGCGGCUCCUUCGACAAGUGUGUCCACAUCUGGAACACACAGACGGGUGCUUUAGUCCAUAGCUAUAGGGGAACGGGGGGCAUCUUCGAGGUGUGCUGGAACGCCACGGGCGACAAGGUGGGAGCCAGUGCAUCAGACGGAUCGGUUUGUGUAUUAGAUCUGAGGAAAUGACGCUCGUUUGGGGAGCCAUGGACCGACUACGAAUGUGUACAUAGCCAAAAUGACUGUCCCUGCCUGUCGUCUACACUGCUGUAGUCCCAUCAGAAGCCAUGGCCUGCCAUCACAACCACCACCACAGACGGAGUGUCCAACACCCACAUAAACACUUAAACUACACCUCCAGAGAAGGGGUCAAACUAACCUCCAGUGAAGGGGGUCUGCCCCCCCACCCCACCCCAUCAAGUCACUCAGACCCACAGGAGAGAGAAAUUACUUUUACGUUCAGAGAAUUUAAAAAAUCCCAAAGGGGACCCAUUGCAUACAUACCAAAAUAUCUGCUAUUUUGUUUACUUUGUUUAUUUUUAUCCUUUAUACCAGGAAUUAGACGUCUUUUUUUCCCCUCGUGUCGUUGGUGUGUGCAUAUUGUACAUGUCAGCAUGUUUUGUUGUCCUUUUGCCGUAGGUUUGUGUUACAUGUCGGGGUAAGAGUGGAGAGGUCAGUAGGCUUUUUGUUUAUUUUACCAUUUGGUUUUGAAACUGUUUAUUGGGAGAAAUCCAUUCACUUUGGCACUGUAUUUUUUUUUUUAUGGCUCAAGAAAACAUUGAACAAAUCUAUAUUUCAUAAGUUGAAAUGGGUUAAUUGUAAUUGUAAUUUUGAUGCUUGUUUUUCAGUUUGCCCAAAAUUGUUUGUUUAAAUUUUUUGUUGUUGUUGUCAGAGCAUUUAGUGAGGAGGAAUGCCCAAUGUCUCAUUUUGCUUGUUUACCUUGAGAAAUGGUUUCAGGUGUGAACUGUUAGAUCUCUGGACUAAAGAUCAUCACCGUUAGCUACUACAUAACCCCAUCCUGUCAUAUUUUAAGGACAUGUUUAGGUUUCAGUGUUAUGUAGAAGGAAAGGCUGAUUGUCCAUCUGUGCCUCCGUGGCUCUUUUAGCCAGAACACAGGAAUGACAGUGCUUUGGGUAGCUCAUGAAUGAAUAGGACACAGGACAACCCCCAUAUAAACGCCGAUGUCAAAGUUAGCCGGGAGUUUUCAUACCUGAAAUUGGUCAAACAUGAGAUUUUGUCAACGUUCCAAGACUACUUUUGGGUCGUAACUUCUGACCAACUUUGAUUUUGGAGUGAACCAUUGUUUCAAGUGUUCUGUUUGAGGACGCCCUGCUGCGUCUGCUCUUAGGUCAUUGUGGAUGAUUGAUUUUCUACCCAGCACCAACACUUGGGAGACAGGCUGUGUCAAGGCCUGUGCAUGGACAGAUGGUGCUUAUUUCUUUUGUGGUGGUCAGAAGGUGAUGUUUUCUAGGCAGGGAGAUGAGAAGUGGACUUUGGAACAUAUGACUUGACGUAACAUUCUAACUACAUAUAAUAUAUAUAUAUAUUAUAUAUGUGUGUGACAUCACAGGGGAUUCUUUUUGUAUGGCUCUUGUAUGCAAGGUUGGUUUUGAGAAAUUCUCCAUAACUCGAAGACACGCUUGGAAAUGUGUUAUUCUUAUGCAUCAUGUGGGUCUUUCACCAUGAGAAAUGGUUCUUUAUAAAAUACCAUUAAACGGUCAUAGCUGUAAAAGAGCAGCCCUAAGAAUGGGUUUGUUUUUAAGUUAUUUUCUGCACUUAAGAAUAAUGCAAAACAGGGACAUGUGUUCAAGCAAGGGUUGGGGGUCAUUUCCAUUUGGAUUCAUUCUGGAAGUGAACUCCCAAUUCUAGAAUUUGAAUAAAAAUAUUAAUUGAAAAUAAAUGGCAACUUUUUUUCCCGUUAUUGAAUUGGAAUUUGAGCACUUUAAAAUGGCUUUGACCACCAACCCUGGUUGGUACUUCCAGACGCAGGAUAAUGCUGUUAGUUUAAUAUCUCUCCAGUAGCUGAACGCGUGCAGUCGUUCUGUGAAAAAGCGAGGGACAAUAGUAGUUUCUAAACUGUUGACUUGUUGGGUACACAUUGGAUCCAACCCAACUUCAUGGCAUUCCAACAUACCAUCUCUUAGCCCUAGCUAACAUCCAGUGGCUUUAAAAACACCCAUGUUUUAUUUAACAAAAAAAAUUAUCCAAAAGCCUCCUUUGCUCAAAGAAUGUCACUUGUUUUACAAAAGCAUUUUGUACAGAAGCUAUCUAAGAGUAUUUUGAAGUUUGCUUUAAUAUAACCAACAGUGAGUGGAUCGUACCAUGAAGACUAUUAGGAAGUCUGACAGUGGAAUGGUAUUUUAUAAUGUUUGUUUUAAAAUGAUCUUUUUACACUGCAUUCAAGUGUUUGCUAUUUCUUGUUCCUACCUACAGUACUAAUUCUCUUUGCUAUGCCUAAAAAGCUCUUGAAGGUUUUGUACUCUUUGAAAAACUUUUAUAAUUCUGAUUUAUUUGUAGCUAUGUACGCAAAAAUGAACAAGAACAAUAAAUCUAAACUUUAAUGUGGAUGUAUCCAUAACACCCUGGACCAUGUAGGUAAAUACCAGUGUGCAGAUUUUUUUGGUUUUUGUUUAAUUUUGUCUUUGCCCUCACCCAUGUUAUCUUCUCUCACUCACACAGAUGCUGAGACUCUCUGCAACCUACGCAUCUGACUGUUGUAAUAUCAAUCAGACCUUUGAAACGUCUAGAAUAAAAAAUCUAUUUUGAUAA
Messenger RNA from Oncorhynchus masou masou (cherry salmon), 4558 nucleotides. Its product is annotated as F-box-like/WD repeat-containing protein TBL1XR1. The record is from RefSeq and is a predicted model, not a curated record. Gene Ontology annotation, cellular component: histone deacetylase complex. Gene Ontology annotation, biological process: regulation of transcription by RNA polymerase II. Gene Ontology annotation, molecular function: protein binding; transcription corepressor activity. Lineage: Eukaryota; Metazoa; Chordata; Actinopteri; Salmoniformes; Salmonidae. The transcript has 16 exons. Bases 431 to 1978 code for a protein of 515 amino acids.